Messenger RNA from Colletotrichum scovillei, 1690 nucleotides. RefSeq lists its product as uncharacterized. Gene Ontology annotation, biological process: RNA processing. Lineage: Eukaryota; Fungi; Ascomycota; Sordariomycetes; Glomerellales; Glomerellaceae. Gene Ontology annotation, molecular function: ribonuclease III activity. Bases 470 to 949 code for a protein of 159 amino acids. The record is from RefSeq and is a predicted model, not a curated record. The transcript has 2 exons.
AAUAUUUUGACGCUUCACUGACACUUUGCACUUCGCGGCAAGGUAUGAGUACCGUUUUCCCGUUUUUCGUGAUGGUGGUCGCCCGGCGAAUGCAACUACCUGCACCUCACGCCGAAGGAGCGAUACGGGCGCAAUUUCAAGACAUGCAUUACUCCAAGCACGUCUCGCACAUUCAUGUCUCUGUUUUGUCGCAACCGAGUUAUGGGAUUCGACGAAAACCCAAUACAUGUCUCAAGUGCCACGUCAUUUCAGGCGUAAGAGCCAUUUAUCUGUAUGAAGGCUGGUCUCCCGGCUACCGAAGUUGAGGGGGCAAUGGUCACCUGAACUUAUAAGAACCUGCGAUCUUCCAUCAAACUUAUCCGUCGUUUUUCACUCUUUCACCUUUCUCACAACUCCUUUACCACACCCUACUCCUACUCUUCGCAGCUCGUUGACCUUUAAUCACUGCCGAUAGUUAUUGCCGUCUGCCAUGGACACGAUGCUAUCCCAGCAGGACAAGUACAAGGUGGACGAAGCCAUGCGCCUUAUUGACCAUCGAUUCAACAACAUCAAUUGGCCCUGGGAAGCUCUUCAGGCUCCAGGCUCUGGGGUCAAAUUAAUUGGCGAUCGUCGUGUCAUCGACGGCAACAAGAUUCUGGCUCCCUUGGGAGACAGCCUCAUCAGGCUCUUCGCCGUGGAAGCGAUGAUCGACUCGAACAUCGCAACGAAGAGCGAUAUCGACGCCCAAUCCCAGCAAGCUAGAAACAAUUCGCGACUAGUUGAGAUCUUCGACAGCUUCGUCUUCAGGCCGUGUGUCAAUGUGAACCCAUCCCAGGGCUAUGCUCUCGGUGCUCAAACGAAGAUUGAUACCAUCAAGGCCAUCAUCGGAGCUGUGUACAAGGACCGCGGAGGUGGAAGUGAAGGGCUCAACGCUGCCAAGCGCGUGGCAACAAAACUGAACAUUCUUUAAGACCGGCAAUGUCAAAGCCUCCUCAUCCUCUUGAGCUAACGAUCAGUAGCCUAUUUAGACCAUGAGGAACCCUGGAAACACCGCAUUGGGGCACUGGAGGCUCCAAACAGAGAUCCCCUGGGAGCAUUGCGCUUGGUAUCUCUUGUCUUCGCAGCAGAUCCAGCGAAGAACAUCGAAGCAGACUGGGGUCAGCUUGGGUGUUGCAUUCUUCUCUCAAGAUCUGCUGCCAAGAGUACCGACCGCCGUACUCCUGGGGGAUUCCGUGUGGAGCCCCUGGUGUUCCGAUGCGGAUGUUCUAGGCUUCCUCAUGGCCAGGGCCUUAUUGCGGAGUAAGCGGGUACCCCAGGUUGCUCACUCGCGUAGUCUGCGGUUAUAGACCGUGAUGAGUUCGACAGUAUGUGCGAUUGGAGGGACUCUUAGUCUAACUCACUUUUCAGUCGAUUUGGUGAUGGAGAAGAUGGUUGUUCGACGCGGAAAGGGGUACGCAUGGAAGAAGGAAACAUACACGCAGGGAUUGAAAGAAGGAAGAGCAACGGGUACAACGAGCUCUGGUUUGGAUUACUAUUUUGAAGGAGAUGUUUCUGUUCGGGGCUAUCGGUUCGAUACACGUGGACUCCCCAAUUUCUGGAAUUUGCACUUUACACCACCCCCUCCCUCUACUCCUGAGCUUGAGGCAACACUCAUUUGACGGCACCACGAUCUCACCAACACUCAAGCUCUCAAUACACCACUUCGAUUCCA